AUGCCGUGCUCCACCGUCCUCUCCUUCCUGAGGAGUCUGUCCCGGGUGAAGCCGCUGGAACCGGACGGCGAGACCUCGGAUUUCCGCCGAUGUUUGACCACGCUGGACCUGGUGGCGCUGGGCGUGGGGAGCACGCUGGGCGCCGGCGUGUACGUGCUGUCGGGCGAGGUGGCUCGCACCGUGUCCGGGCCCAGCAUCAUCGUCUCGUUCUUCAUCGCCGCCAUGGCGUCCGUGUUCGCCGGGCUGUGCUACGCCGAGUUCGGGGCCCGCGUGCCCAAGACGGGCUCGGCGUAUCUGUACAGCUACGUGACGGUGGGCGAGGUGUGGGCCUUCAUCACCGGGUGGAACCUGCUGCUGUCCUACGUCAUAGGUACCUCCAGCGUGGGCCGAGCCUGGAGUGGCACGUUCGACGACCUCAUCGGAAACGUCAUCUCCAACUUCUUGCGUGAGAACGCGCCCAUGGACCUACCUGGACUCGCCCCUUACCCAGACUUCUUUGCAGCUGCUCUUAUUAUGAUCUUGGCAGGCGUCCUUGCGUUCGGGGUGAAGGAGUCGGCGUGGGUGAACAAGAUCUUCACCGGCGUGAACAUCCUCGUGCUGCUGUUUGUCAUCAUCUCUGGAUUCAUUAAAGGCGAUAUUAAGAACUGGCAGCUCACCGAGGAGGACAUCGCCAACGCCACGGCGUCUGGAAACUCCACUGAUGUGUUGAAGAACGGCGUGGGUGGGUUCUUCCCUUUCGGGUUUGAAGGAACUCUGGCUGGUGCAGCUACCUGCUUCUACGCCUUUGUGGGGUUUGACUGUAUCGCCACGACAGGUGAGGAGGUGCAGAACCCUCAGAAGUCCAUCCCCGUGGGUAUCGUGGCAUCACUUCUGAUCUGUUUCCUGGCGUAUUUCGGGGUGUCGGCCGCUCUGACCCUCAUGAUGCCAUAUUUUGCGCUGAGUGUUCAGAGCCCACUUCCUCUCGCCUUCUCCUACGUGGGCUGGGAACCGGCCAAGUACGUGGUGGCGGUCGGGUCCCUGUGCGCCCUCUCCACCAGUUUGCUGGGCGCGAUGUUCCCGAUGCCCCGUGUGCUGUUCGCCAUGGCCAGGGACGGACUGCUCUUCAAACCCCUCAGCCGAAUGAGCUCCAGACAGAGUCCCGUCAUCGCCACGCUGUCGUCGGGCGCGGUGGCAGCCAUCAUGGCGCUUGUGUUCGACCUGAAAGCUCUGGUGGACAUGAUGUCCAUCGGCACGCUGUUCGCCUACACGCUGGUAGCCGUCUGCAUCCUCAUCCUCAGGUACCAGGCGGAUUCGGACGGACUGGACAAGAAGGAGUGGAGUUUGAUUCGGCCACCCACGUCCCCCACGGCCGCCAGCUCCAAAGUGGUCUCAGUGCUCACCAUCGUCACCAUUUUGCUGACGGUGGGUCUGAGCGUGGUCCUGACGAAGGGCGUGGCCGCAGGUCUGGUGGGUGAAUGGUGGAUAAUCCUUAUAAUCUGCGUGCUGGGGCUGGCUUUACUCAUCACCAUGAUAAUCAUCUGGAGGCAACCGCAGAGCAGCACCAAAGCUGCCUUCAUGGUUCCUCUGCUGCCGCUGCUUCCCAUCCUGAGCACUUUCGUAAACGUUUAUCUGAUGGUUCAGCUGGGAGGAGAUACGUGGAUCAGAUACGCCAUCUGGAUGGCCGUGGGUCUGCUGAUUUAUUUCGGUUAUGGAGUUUGGCACAGUGUCCAGAGAAAACGAGAAAAAUCUCAACCAAAAAUCCUGCCCGUCCAAACCGAGGAGGUGAAGAGCGACGACGUGCUGUUCCCACAAACCAAAUUAUAA
Molecule: messenger RNA, 1803 nt
Organism: Trichomycterus rosablanca
Lineage: Eukaryota; Metazoa; Chordata; Actinopteri; Siluriformes; Trichomycteridae
Product: cationic amino acid transporter 2 family protein
Exons: 11
Coding region: 1-1803 (600 amino acids)
Biological process (GO): L-ornithine transmembrane transport; L-arginine import across plasma membrane
Cellular component (GO): plasma membrane
Molecular function (GO): L-arginine transmembrane transporter activity; L-lysine transmembrane transporter activity; L-ornithine transmembrane transporter activity
Source: RefSeq, a predicted model, not a curated record